AUACUCGCUCGUACGAAAGUUUUACGAAGCGAAAAUCUCGAGCAGAACAGUCCAGAGAGGAUAUGGACGCCAUGACCAAGCAGGAGAUUUUGCUCGAGAAGAAGCGGGUGAUCACCGUCCAGGGCCGCGACAAGGCCGGCCGGCCCAUCGUCCGCAUCGUCGGCAAGAACUUCCCUGCGCGGGAGCUGGGCGGCGGCGGGCACGCGGAGGCGGCGCUGAAGGGGUACGUGCGGAGGCGGGUGACGCCGGCGAUCGGGGACGCGGAGUUCGUGGUGGUGUACAUGCACUCCGGCGUGGAUCGCCGCGAGAACUUCCCCGGCGUCGGCGCGGUCCGGACGGCGUACGAGUCCAUGCCGGCGGCUGUCAGGGAGAGGCUACACGCCGUGUACUUCCUUCACCCGGGGCUCCAGUCCCGCCUCUUCUUCUCCACCCUUGGCCGGUUCCUCUUCAGCUCAGGAUUGUAUGGGAAGCUGAGGUACGUGAGCCGGUUGGAGUACCUGUGGGCGCACGUGCGCAAGGGGGAGCUGGACGUCCCGGAGGCGGUGCGCCGGCACGACGACGAGCUCGAGCAACGGCCGCUCAUGGACUACGGCAUCGAGGCGAGCGAACGGUGCGGCGUGUUCGACGCCGCGUCCAUGGACACCACCGCGUCACUGCAUUCGCUGCGCUGCGCCUCCUAGUGGGCACCGGUCGUCAGUCGCGGCCACCGGUAGUUGCUCUGGUUUCGAUGACCAUUAUAGCUGCUCUGUUUUGGUGUACCUGGGAACUGGAAAGUCUGUACAAAUCGGAGUGUUGGCGGGAAGUGCGCGAAUGAUAAGAUGAAAUGGUCCGAGUUUUGUCA
Molecule: messenger RNA, 841 nt
Organism: Oryza sativa Japonica Group (Japanese rice)
Lineage: Eukaryota; Viridiplantae; Streptophyta; Magnoliopsida; Poales; Poaceae
Source: RefSeq, a predicted model, not a curated record